AAGGCAUUGUGAAUUGGUUGUGUUUGUAAUGUUUGCGGUAAUUAACCCCAAAAUCCAGGCAUUCCUUCGCAGAACAGCUUCAAUUGUGUGAGAACUUGCAGGAUGCCAGAUUCGUUUUCCAGUAUUGUUGUUUUGUCGAAUCGGCUUUGUGGGCAUAUUUAUUUCCAAUGAUUAUUUCUGACGUAACGUCACUCUCCACCCUGUCCCCGUCCCUGCUUUUCACUCGGCUGCGCGUUCGCUGCUCGCCAAGUGCGCGCGUCCGUGGCCGAACCUGCAGGAACUUUAUAAAAGAAGGACAAGAACAGGGGAGACUAUCGCAAGAAGAUGGAUUUCUUGAUAGGGAGUCCAUUUACUACUCCAGUCGGACAGCGAAUAGAACAUGCCACAAGUGCUGCUCUCCUGUCAGAGGACUGGGGCUUGAAUAUGGAGAUCUGUGACAUCAUCAAUGACACGGAGGACGGUCCAAAAGAUGCAGUCAGGGCAAUAAAGAAGAGGAUUGUGGGAAACAAGAAUUUUAGAGAGGUCAUGCUGGCGCUAACAGUGCUGGAGACAUGUGUGAAGAACUGCGGACACAGGUUUCACGUGCUGGUGUCCACGCGGGAGUUUGUGGAUGGCGUUCUGGUCCGAGCCAUUUUGCCCCGGAACAACCCGCCCAUGGUGGUACAGGACAGGGUGCUGAGCCUCAUACAGGCGUGGGCUGACGCCUUCCGCAGCUCGCCGUCUCUGACGGGCGUCGUCUCCGUGUACGAGGACCUGAGGAGGAGAGGCGUGGAGUUCCCCGGCACUGAGCUGGAUGGCCUCUCCCUGAUCCACACCCCGAGAAGGAGUCUCCCAUGCAGCUCAGCUCUCGUCUCCCCACCCGCUGUGGCCUCUGACACCCCCUCUGCCCCUGUGUCAGUCCAGGAUGCGAUUUCACCCCCGAACAGCGAGGUGGAGAAGCUGAGAGUUGAGCUGGACACGGUCCGGGGAAACCUGACGCUGAUGUCGGCGCUGAUGAGCCAGCUGGAGCCAGAUCGGGCCCGGCCAGCAGACAUGGAACUGCUUCAGCAGUUGUACUCGGUGUGUAAGCGCAUGCAGGAUCGGGUGGUGCAGCUCAUCCCAGUGGUCAGCGAGGAGAGCCUGAUGGAGGAGCUCCUGAAGGCCAACGACGAGCUCAACGCCACCUUUGUCUCCUACAACAGGUUUAUGAAACACUGCAAUGGACAGAAUACUACAGAGCAGGCCUCUGAUACUACCUAUGGCAAUCUUUUUGAGCUCAGUACCACCCCCUGCGCUUUCAACAAAUCAGCUGCUCCUAUUGCUCCCGCCCACCAGCCCGCCAGCCAAUCUACUGUGAGCAUGCUCCCCAGUCUGUUGGCUGGCCUCAAUACCAGAGAAGAUGACCUUUCCCUGUCUGCUCAGGGCAAUCAUAACUCUCAGCUCAGUGAGAAACGUGACAUCCCGAGGGUAGAAAAGUUACUGACUGAGGCUCCAGAGACCAGACUACAGAACAAUGGAGAGAAGGACGUCAACGUGGAAUCUGCCAUCCUUGGCUCCUCCCCUAAUUUUGAUUGGAUGGUGGCAAAGGGAAUGAUUCCAGUGAGUCAGACAGACGCAAUGGAGGACAUUGAGAAAUGGCUGGAUGUUGAUAUGGAGGGCGAGUUGACUGAGGGCGAGGGCGUGACCAGCGAGGAGUUCGACAGGUUUCUGGAGGAAAGAGCAAAGGCUGCCGAACACCUCCCAUCCCUCGGGGCCCCGGUGCCGGAUCCGCCCCCCCCGCAGUCACAUGACUUCAUGCUUUGAGCAGCUUGGAGCGGUUGGAGACGAACUGGCAAAAACGUUUGGCACCAGAAGGACGGGCGUCAUGAUACUAACACGGGAUCACCAGAGUUCCCAUGACAGGCACCUUUUAUCAGAGAGAAACAAAAAUUAUUUCUGUUUAAGGUUAAAUGAGCACAUUACUUCCUUAGAGUCAUGUCCGAACCUCAUCCUGAUUAUAGUAAUAGUUCUUUGUGUCCUUCCAUUCAUAAAAGGUCAAGAUUAUUUCGCAGACAGUUCUGAAAACUGAUUAAGUUAAACAUGAACAGGACGACUUUAAACAAAAGGUCAAAAAUGUACAUUUAGCGAUGCCACAUAAAGAGUAUCCACAUGUGGGAUAGUAGCUUUUCAAUAGGCGUGAUGCCAUCUUGCGGCAAGACAUGAAUAAUGCAAUUUGAUUCGGAUUUUUUCACUCAAAAUAGUAUACUCCAAACGUUACCGCUGGAUGGCAGCAUGUUGCAUGAAAAAUUAUGUUCCCUUGAUUGGUUGUUACAAUACUACCCUCACAGCUGCACGACCUUCGUUUUCCUUUAACCAGUUACAAUGAAAUUAUUUAUUGUUGUUACUACAAUAAAAGUGAGUGAAAAUUAAAAUAGAACUGAUAUAAUUAAGUUAAAUGAGUUUAAGGGUAAUAUAUAUUUUAGUGCUUGAAAAAGUUGAAUCAACACAUUGUCACAGUGUGUUAAUUAUUGCUCAGUUGUGUUUGUUAUAUUGAAAUGUUUUAUUAAAAUAAAAAAUAAACUUUAGAUAUAAUGAA
Messenger RNA from Brienomyrus brachyistius, 2554 nucleotides. RefSeq names its product target of Myb protein 1-like. The record is from RefSeq and is a predicted model, not a curated record. Gene Ontology annotation, molecular function: clathrin binding; ubiquitin binding; phosphatidylinositol binding. NCBI's taxonomy places the organism in Eukaryota, Metazoa, Chordata, Actinopteri, Osteoglossiformes, Mormyridae. Gene Ontology annotation, biological process: signal transduction. The transcript has 16 exons. Bases 325 to 1782 code for a protein of 485 amino acids. Gene Ontology annotation, cellular component: endosome; membrane.